GACUCAGUCCCCGGCUCAAUCACUCUGACAAGCCGGUGGAGAGGCGAAAGCAGCCUCGGAGCAACGAUGAUGGAGCGUCUAUAAGAGAUAACAGAAGAAAAAAAGGCAUAAGAAAACAAAACAAAGAAACUACAAGACCAAAGAAGCCAAACCAUAACCAUGCAAUCUAAAAACAGACGAAUUUGAGCCGGCGCUGCUUCUUUCUUCAAGGUUACACCGGCCCUACGUCUUCUGUUCGCAGCUCAGCUGUAGAUAUGAUGUCCGCAGAGGAGCAGGGAUACCCCGCAGCCACGCUGCUGGAGGCCGGGCCGGAGUGGCUGCGGGCCGAGGUCGAGCGUCUUUCCCGGGAGCUGAGCGAGACCACCAGCGAGAAGAUCCAGGCGGCGGAGUACGGGCUGGCGGUGCUGGAGGAGAAGCAGCAGCUCAAGCAGCAGUACGACGACCUGGAGAUGGAGUAUGAGGCUGUCAGACAGGAGAUGGACCUACUGAAAGAGGCAUUUGGACAAGCUUAUACCAACCACAGGAAGGUGGCAGCAGAUGGGGAAAGCCGGGAGGAGUCUCUGAUCCAGGAGUCAGCUUUUAAGGAGGCCUAUUACGAGCAGAGAGUUCUUGAGCUGCAGAAUGAGCUGCGGCAGACGCGCAACAUCCUGACCAAUACCCAGUCUGAGAACGAACGCCUUGUUGCCAUCUCCCAGGAAAUGAAAGAGAACAGCGAGGUGGUGGAGCUCCAGAGGAAUCAGCUGCGUGAUGACAUCAAGGAGUACAAGUUCAGGGAGGGCCGCCUGCUGCAGGACUACACAGAGCUGGAGGAGGAGAACAUCUCUCUACAGAAGCAGGUCUCCGUGCUCAAACAGAGUCAGGUGGAGUUUGAGGGUUUGAAGCAUGAAAUCCGUCGCCUAGAAGAAGACACCCAGUUCCUGAACAGCCAGCUGGAGGACGCCAUCCGCCUGAAGGAAAUCGCUGAGCGUCAGUUGGGUGAGGCUCUGGAGACCAUCAAGACUGAGCGGGAGCUCAAGGCCUCACUGAGAAAAGAGCUCUCCAACUACAUGAACAUCGGAGACACUCUGUAUCAAAGUCCACUGAGCAUUUCGCUUGAUGCCCUGAAGUUCAGCGACGAUGCUACCACCGAACCCAACAACGACGAGGCUCUGCUGGGAUUGGAGAACAGCUUCACCAAACUGGCCAACACCAUCAAUGAGGACAACCGCAACCCCACAGCUAAGAACGAGGACCUCUUUUGUCCGGUGCCCAGCCUGGUUGACGACCUGCUCAGCGAACUGAACAUCUCGGAAAUCCAGAAGCUUAAACAGCAACUAAUGCAGAUGGAGCGGGAGAAGGUCAACCUGCUUUCCAAUCUGCAGGACUCCCAGAAACAGCUGGAGCAGGCCAACGGGGCUCUGUCAGAGCAUCAGGAGAAGGUCAGCCGCCUCACAGAGAACCUCAACGCCAUCCGGAAACUCCAAGCCAGCAAAGAGCGCCAGUCCGCUUUGGACAACGAGAAAGAGCGGGACAGCCAUGAGGAUGGAGACUACUAUGAGGUGGACAUUAACGGACCAGAAAUCCUGGAGUGCAAGUACAAGGUGGCCGUGUCUGAAGCAGGGGAGCUGAAGGAGGAACUGAAGACUCUAAAAGCUGAAUACCAGGCCUGUCAGUCACGCUACGAGGAAGAGCGCAGCCGUCUGGAGAAUGACGUCAGGUCUCUGGGAGACAAACUGUCCAAUCUGGAGAGGACUACAUCUGCAGAGAGAGAGGAGAAGGCUAAGCUGGAGAAAGAACUGCGCAAGCUGAGCGAUGUGGCAGGCGAGUCCCAGGGCAGUCUGAGUGUUGCCCAGGAUGAGCUGGUAACAUUCAGCGAAGAACUGGCCACUCUCUACAACCACGUCUGCAUGUGCAACAACGAGACCCCCAACAGAGUUAUGCUGGACUUCUACAAAGAGGGCAAGGGUGGUCGGAGCAGCCCUGAGGGCCGUGGUCGCCGCUCUCCUAUCCUGCUCACCAAGGGUCUCUUCCCAGAGCACGGGAGGGCCGACCUCAGCGACGGAGCUCCCUCGCCCGUCUCCUCUCUACCUUCCCCUGUGUCUGACCACCGCAGAGAACCCAUGAACAUCUACAAUCUGGUAGCGAUCAUCAGAGACCAGAUCAAGCACCUGCAGCUGGCUGUGGAUCGCACCACAGAGCUGUCCCGCCAGAGGGUAGCAUCUCUGGAACUCGGCACCGUGGCUGACAAGGACAAGGAGGCCUGCAUGGAGGAGAUCCUCAAGCUGAAAUCUCUGCUGAGCACCAAGCGGGAGCAGAUCGCUACUCUGCGGACUGUCCUCAAGGCCAACAAGCAGUCGGCUGAAGUGGCUUUGGCCAACCUGAAGAGCAAGUACGAGAACGAGAAGGCCAUGGUGACGGAGACCAUGAUGAAGCUGAGGAAUGAGCUGAAGGCUCUGAAGGAAGAUGCCGCCACCUUUUCCUCUCUGCGAGCUAUGUUUGCCACACGCUGCGAUGAAUAUGUCACCCAGCUGGAAGAAAUGCAGAGGCAGCUGGCUGCAGCCGAGGACGAAAAGAAGACCCUCAACUCCUUGCUGCGGAUGGCCAUCCAGCAGAAGCUGGCCCUGACGCAGCGCCUGGAAGACCUGGAGUUCGACCACGAGCAAACCCGCCGCGGUGGCAACACAGGGCGGGCUAAGGCUCGCAGCAAGGCGGCCAGCGGCGCCGCCUCCACCAACCCACACGUAAGUCAGAGUCUGACCUGCUCUGGCUCCGGGCGACCUGAGCUCAACAAUGCCAUGCCCAACGGCAUCCUGGGAGGUCCCGCCAUGUUCUGCAGCGAGAAGUACAAGAUCUACUGUGACUGAGAGGCGACUCGGACGUCCAUGUAGACUGCUGUGUACAGAGGGCUGGGCGGGGGGGGCCAACCCUCCCUCCCAUUAGUCUUUAAGAGCCCCACUUGCUCGCUUCGCUCCCCGGCCAGCCUGCGCUCCUCUAGGGACUGCUGUGUCACUAACCGGCUGUUCGUCUGUGCUUGUGUAACCGCUUAGGGGAAUGCCGAUAUAUGUACAGUGUGCUGUGGACUGUAGUAGACAUAUUGGCAUGUGGGGUAAAGGGCCCUGGUUAUAAUUGGGGGGGUUGGGUGGAUAUUAUGGAGUGUCUAUUCUUUCCGCUGUCAUGGUGCUGUACCUAUGAUUUAAAAGGUGGCAGCUUCUGUGUUUAUCUGUUCUGGCCCCCUGGUUGGCUUGCCCGGUAACAUAAACACAUUGUGGUGGUGGCAUAUAAAGAGGAUGUCAGACCCAACGACAUCCUCUGUUUGGCGUGUCAGUCGGUGCUCCUUUGACCAAUAAAGCCCCUAACUUCUUCCCCUUUCUCUCCAUCCUGAUCCAGGACUCCAGUAUCUGGCAGGCGCAUUUUUAUAAUAAAGUGACUGAUGUUUACAAGAAAAUCAACUAAAAUAUGCAAGCUCCCUCUGCUUCAUAGCUAAGAGAGCCUCAAAAUGGAUCUGUGUACCAAUCUGAACUCAGAAAGGGGUAUCUUCUUGAUUUUAUAAUGAGAUAUUUUGGGCUAGAAAAAAGAAAGGAGCACCUUUGACCGUGGGUGUUUAUUUCAGGAUCAGUUUAAAGCUGUGACCUUAGUGCAACAGUACAAUAACUAGGAUCGCAUGGCUUCACAGCUGAAAAUGCUUCAGAGAAAAUCUUCCUGUUAUUUUCUGUUAUAAGAUGAACUGCAGGGCUCUAGAUUGCAAAAAUCCCGGUUAAUUGGUGUAAGGUGAAACACUGGAGGUCUGUGUGCUCCACGCGACCCCCGACACGUCGCCGUGGGUCCCAUCAGAGCCAUAUCCCAAGAGAGAGAAGGAGAACGUUUGACAAAUCGAUCUUUGCAUCCAAAUUUUAAGUGCACUUCAACAUAGGUGCCUCAGGUUACUUCUUCUGUUUUGCUGUGAACAGAGAUAUGAUAUAGUUUUGUUCAAAAGCUAUUUUUUAAUGAAUCUGCUCAUUCUGGAAGAGCACAAAUUAUUUCAAGAGCAAGGUCCUCAAAUCUGGAUAAAGCAAAACUGGCCGGCAGCUCGGCGAAAGUGCCUGUGGACACAAACAUUUGGUGUAUUUCUGUGUUAAUCAUGCAAAGCCCUGUGCUCAUGUCUUAGCGCUCCCCCACUCAUUUAUCGCUUCCCUGCUCAAACUGUGGGAGAUCGCUCAACACCUUCCAAUCUCAUAUAGGACAUGUAGCUGGAUAGGCAUGGGCUAGUUCAAGAUUCUCAUCGACUUUGAGUAAAAAUACCAGAAAACAUAAAAGAAACUAAACAUGUUGGUCAAACUCUUGAGGAAAUGAGAAUAACAUUGGCUAUUUCUUUUUUUUUGUUUAAAGCAAAAAAUCACCUAUUUUGCCCCAUAACAGCUAAAAACUAUAAUAAAUUAUUAAUUUCAGCAUCAACAGUUUCCCUGAAGCUAAAAUUAGCUGGAUAAUUAGUCAGGCUAUCUGCUCUGGUAGCCAAGCAGCAGGUUUUGUUUUGAAGACACCAGCUCUGUGAAACCUGCAGCAGAUUCGCUGCUCUAUGCUCCAUACGAUUGGAAAACUGUCCUUCCCUGGCGAAUCUUUAAAGAGACUUCCACCCAUAGAAAAAAUAUGAUGAAGCAAUUUUUAAAAUUAGGACAUAGAGUCUGUAACAGGCCCAUGCCUAUGGCUAAAAGGAAAGAAAAGCUUUCCUCUUGUCUCUGAUUUCAGUGUCUUGUUAGCGAUAACCACCUUCUCUCUUGUAGAUUGUCAGCAGCUUGCUCCCUCAGCAUCACCACUCACCCUUUAACUAGAAAGAGGACAUGUGGAGAAAUAUAUCUGUCAGGUAACGUCCUCGCGUUAUGCUCUGUAUAUCUCAGUGUUGAAAUGAAGAGGCUCUUGUGUGUAUGUGUGUGUGUGCGGGUGCACGCUGUUUUUUUUUCUUUCUGUUUUUAACCAUUUUCACUACGGGCCUCUCAUUUCUGUGUCGUUUAGCGUGCGUGGACGACACUGCGCAAUGUUUUUAGUAUUUACAAUAGCUUUAAACUAUUGCAAGCUAGUAUUAAGCAAAUAGUUAAAGAAAUAAUAAAAGUGGGGCUUAUGUUUAUUAAAUCCAUGUAAUGCUUGUGGAUCAUAAACGUUUUUUCCGCUUUAUGAUGUUAAAAGCAGGGUUGAUGGACGAUGAUCCUGCAAGAUUUUGUAAAAUUUUACAAUUUUCUAACUCUACAAAGCUCUAUAUUAAACUAUAUUCUUGAUAUAAUUCUUCAGGUUGUGAUCUUGCAGGAUUCGACAGUAUUCUUAUAUCUUUAAUGCAAUGCAAUGUGGAUUGAUUUCUUCGAAAAUGAAAAACUGUGUGUGAUCAACCCUGCUUGAGCGUGCAUCUGUAGGCCACAGCACAAAAAGCAUGGACUCAAGGCUGUUGUACAACUUAAUGAAAAAAGAACCUUUGGGGUCGGUUACUACUGUUUUAUAAUCACAUUUAAGUACAAUACAUUCUGUUUCUUUCAGUUUGUGCUGAAAAGAAGGGAGACUUACAUUUGUUAAAUGGGAAAACCAGGUGUCUAAUGUGGUGAAGAAAUAAGUCCAGGAUUUUCCAGGGGGUAGAAACUCCUGGUGAUAUUUAGAAACUGAUUAAUAGACAUUGAUUCAAAUGAUCUAUUCCUCACCCUUGUGUAGGCUUUGUGGUUUUCACUGAGCUUUAAAUAGACCUCGGGAUGUGAUCGUGACUAGAAAUCCUUAGAUAGACGAGCCUCGACUUUUCCCUUUCUAGAUUGAAAUCAAUGUCUUGAACUGAUGCGGCGUCAUUACGAAAUGGCGCCUCUGCAGCUCCUCCUACCUCCGCCUGCAGGCUUCUCCCUCAUCACCUCUGAGUUUCUCACACAUCCUGUUUCUGUUUAUUAAAGCCUGCAUGUGUAAACAUUACUCAUUUUUAUUAACCUGCAUGGCACAUGAGAAAGACCCCCUCUCUCUGUGACCAAAGUGGCUUCAUCGCUGUCCUCAGAAAAAAGGUUCACAGUACUUGUGACAUGUUUUGGCUUCCUAUCUCUAUCAGGAUUCUCUGCAGUGAAUGUGCACAUCUGCAACAACUAUUUAUUUAAAAAAAAACCUCCAGAUUGACCAUUAUUUGGCUUUCAGUGCUUAUUAUCAUCUUCUGCUGCUUUGAUUAACAUCAGCUCAGCUUUUUUAACAGCCGUCCUCAGACUACCUGAACACUAACGAUGCUGAUAAUACCCUUGUUUCUCCAUUUUGCAGUAAUUAUAUGGUAAUUCCUCGAGGACGGCGGAGUGCCAGCACAAAGUUCCUUUUCGCAUCUGCAAAAACUGUUAGAAAUGUAGCUGAUUUGAACCGGAAGACAAAAAAACUAGCUGGACUUCUACGUCAGAACGCUCAAAUGUGGCACAUCAACUCUAAUAAUUGUGCGUCGCUGCUGGAAGCAAACUUCUCACAAGUCUGGAGAACGUUCUGAAUGAGGCUAAGAUGAAAUAAUCUAACCAUCCUAUCAGAAGCCAGGGGACAUCUGGUUGUUUCUUAUUGUAAACAAGCUGUUUUUAUUUUAGUUUUUUUUUCUCAAUGUGCACUUUGAUUAUAUAGGAUUAUAACAUUAUUAUUAUUAACCUAAUAGGAAAGCGUGGUAGUACUAUGGUUUGUGAGUUAACAAAUAUAGGAUAAACACAAAUUAGAUAUACUAAUUACUUGAGUAAACGUUCCACAAACCAUAAUAGUACUACGACGAGUCUGUGCUCAAGAUUUUAUCCAUCAAGUAACCAUUCUUAACUUGUUUUGUUACGUUUUGACAUGUUAUAAUGUUUUGGGUUUUUUAUAUGUUUUGGUUUGUUCUACUGCCAUUGUCUAUGUAAAAAAAAAAAUCCAGGGUGAUCCAAUUCUGGGGUUUUUCAUGUAUUUAUUAUUCCUAGGAAUAGUUCAAAACAAAUUAUCUGCAAUGAAACUUGACAACACUCUGACUCCAAUGGGUAAGUUUUGUUCGGGAAAUGAAAUUUAAGUUGGCGUGAUCAGGUUGUUGUUGUUUUUUUUUGUCUUUUCUGAGCUUCUUACCGAAGAAGUUCCUUCAAAACUGAUCACUGGCCUUCAGAAUUCUCUGCAAGUUGCAUCUAUUAAAUUCCAAAUUGGAAUUGUUUCGUUCACUCUUUGUUUAUCGUGCCAAAUGUUGGCACACCGUUUAGGUCGAAAAAGAAUCGAGACUUGGGAAGAAGAAGACGGGGUCUCCUUAUGAGCACCUGGGCUUUAGGGUUUUUGUGUUCUGUUGGUUUGUUUAGCUCUUCGUUUCUGACCAGUAGUGCCUUUCAUUGUUUCAAGGGUGAAUCUUAGGUUAGGAUUUUAUCUUUCUUUUAUAGGCGAGGAAUUUGGCGUUUGAAGCGACUGUGAGCAGCAAUAAAAGCAAAACGUUUUAGCCCCCUUUUUUCUGCAAAGAGUGAGGUAAUAGUUUUAAAAUUAGCUUAACUAUAAUUGUAUUGAAUUUUGCAGGUCAGUGAUCAAAACAAGUAAUUCAGGGGUAUCGAGAAAAGUUUUUUUUUAUCAAACUUUGGGAACCAAAUGAUUCCUUUGGCCUCCUGUUGUUGAACUAAAUGUGCUGGAGGGUAGUAGGGUGUACAAUUGGAAACAUCUACGCACCUCUAGCUUUGUUUGGUGAAGGUAAUGUGAUCUUAAUAGUAUUGUUGGGGGGAAAAAAAUGUGCAGCAAGCACACUUUUUUUUCUUUUUUUUCUUUUUCUUUUUACGUUGUUUUUUAUUAUUAUUUCUAUUGAACCUUUUUUUUUACGUCAUGUUAUGAACAUUUACGUUUUCAGUAAACAGAAAACAAAACAUAGCAUCAACAAGCUUGAACAGUGCCAUUCCAGCCAAGGCUUGUUUGUUGAGGCUUUAAAAGUUACCAAUAUGGAAGAAAAAAAAAAAAAGGCUUAACGAUUAAAGUGCAAUUCAGAUACUGUUUUACGUUUUUGUUUGAAACUGAAAAGUUUUCUGUUUGCUGGAAGGUUUAGCAUUGUGAUAAUAAAAUUAGCAGUGCAAGCUAUUGUCUUUCAGUAUUGAUCCAUAAGAGUUUGAUAUCUUUAUAUAAAAUAACUACUUCACCUGUACGUUGGUAUUUAUUUGAGCUGUCAUGCAGUACUGUAUUCUUAUCAAUAAUGUUCAUUAUGAAAAGUGGCAUAUUGAUUCCAGCUAAAUGUCAUUAUGCAUGUUCCUCAGUCAUGGGACCUUUACACAGGGUUGAAAACAAACAUGUAGAGUUUUGCCCAGGAUGUUUUGAAAGAAAUAUGGUGGGGGGAAAAUUAUAGGAAAAAAAAUGAAUUGAGUUUGAGGUAUUACUGCUGAAAUAAUUCUGUAAAAGUGUUUGUUUUCUAGCUGAGAGUUGGGGUGACUGUGUAAGGGGAGUCAUACUGGUUGAAAUCAAUAAAUGUGACUAAGUUCCA
Cyprinodon tularosa is the source of this 8395-nucleotide messenger RNA. RefSeq names its product protein bicaudal D homolog 2-like. Lineage: Eukaryota; Metazoa; Chordata; Actinopteri; Cyprinodontiformes; Cyprinodontidae. Gene Ontology annotation, cellular component: cytosol; Golgi apparatus. Gene Ontology annotation, molecular function: dynactin binding; dynein complex binding; cytoskeletal adaptor activity. The transcript is spliced from 10 exons. The record is from RefSeq and is a predicted model, not a curated record. The coding region runs from base 255 to 2843 and encodes 862 amino acids. Gene Ontology annotation, biological process: protein localization to organelle; microtubule anchoring at microtubule organizing center; regulation of microtubule cytoskeleton organization.